GAGACGGGAUAUAUAUAUCCUACAAUUUUAUCGGAUCCUUUAAUAGUAAUUAAUCCUAUCAACCUAAUUACGGAUAAGGAUGGCGAACUUAGUAUUAUAUAUAUACCGGAGGACCCAACAUCCGACGAAUUUAAUAUAUAUAUAGAAUAA
Messenger RNA from Neurospora tetrasperma FGSC 2508, 150 nucleotides. RefSeq lists its product as uncharacterized. The transcript has a single exon. The record is from RefSeq and is a predicted model, not a curated record. The annotation marks the transcript as partial. NCBI's taxonomy places the organism in Eukaryota, Fungi, Ascomycota, Sordariomycetes, Sordariales, Sordariaceae.